AUGAUCAACCCCGUGAAACUUAUCGAGAUGGCAAGGAAGUGGCAAAGGCUGGCUGCCCUAAAGAGGAAAAGAAUUUUAUUACAAAGAAACAGUAGUAAUGCAAGUUCUAGCACCAGCAACAUGUCAUCAACAGUGGCAGAUAAGGGCCAUUUUGUUGUCUACACAGCUGAUCAAAGACGUUUCAUGUUUCCUAUCUCAUACCUUAACAACAACAUUGUUAGAGAACUCUUGGCAAUGUCUGAGGAAGAAUUUGGCCUGCCAGGCGACGGACCGAUCACAUUACCAUGUGAUGCAGUCUUCAUGGAAUAUGCAGUUUCUUUGAUCCAAGGGAGAGAUAAAGAAAUGGAAAAGGCUGUGCUUAUGUCACCACCGUAUCAUGACCGGCAGAAAAAUAAAGAAUCAGAAAGGCACCAGUUUGACAAGUAUGGCUGGUCUUAUUCUGGAGGACCAAAAGAACACCAAAGGAAAAGAAAAGAAAAGAAAAUGGGUGAAGUUGAUGAAGCAAACUCUACUCCUGUGACACCAAGACCAGCCUCAGUGGCACCAACGCCACCGAUAUCGGCUCCUCCGUCGCAAUUUCAUUCGCCAUCUUUGUCUAGAUCACCUUUGCUCUCACCUGAUCACAUUGUUCCAAGCAAAACCCCAAAAAACUCAACCCCAAGAAACUCAACCCCAAAAAUUGGGACCCCGAGAAGUGGAACCCCAAGAAUCAGAACACCUCGCUUUAUUACCCCUAUAGGGAGUCCUAUCAGAAGGGCUCUCCAACUCACAAGACUUGACCCUGAAGAUGCUUGGCUUCCUAUUACUGAGUCCCGAAAUGGAAACGCAUGGUACGCAGCGUUUCAUUGUCUUUGCUCUGGUAUUGGUUUUCAAGCACUUGUACUCCCUGUUGCCUUCACUGUCCUUGGUUGGGCAUGGGGCAUCAUAACCUUGACUGUUGCCUUCGCAUGGCAGCUUUACACACUUUAUUUACUUGUGCAACUCCAUGAAAACACUGAAACUGGCGUUCGUUACAGCAGAUAUCUUCAAAUUAUGAGUGCAAAUUUUGGCGAGAAGAAAGCAAAGUGGCUAGGCCUAUUUCCAAUCCUGUACCUAUCAAUAGGCACGUGUGUGGCUCUAAACAUAAUCGGAGGAUCAACAUCAAAACUAUUUUUCCAGACUGUAUGUGGUGAAUCGUGCACAGUCAAAACAUUAACACCAGUGGAAUGGUACUUGGUGUUUGCUAGUGCUGCAGUUCUUCUGUCUCAGCUGCCAAACUUGAACUCAAUUGCUGGUGUCUCCCUAAUUGGAUCCAUCACAGCUGUUAUGUAUUGCACAAUUAUGUGGAUGGUUUCUGUUAACAAGGAUAGGUUGCCUGGGAUCACAUACAAACCAGUUCGUGGACCAAAGGAAGUUGAUAGGCUUUUUGAAGUUCUUAACGCACUCGGGAUCGUUGCUUUUGCAUUUAGAGGUCACAAUCUCAUACUUGAGAUCCAGGCUACUAUGCCUUCAAGUGAGAAGCAUCCAUCCCGUGUGCCGAUGUGGAAAGGUGCCAAGGCUGCAUAUGCAGUUAUUGCAGCAUGUCUAUUCCCCCUUGCAAUUGGAGGCUUUUGGGCAUAUGGUCAAAGGAUACCAAAAAAUGGUGGCUUGCAAUCAGCCUUCUAUGCAUUCCGUAGGAGAGACACCUCACAAUUUAUAAUGGGACUCGUUAGUUUACUUAUCAUAAUUAAUGCUCUUAGCUCGUUCCAAAUCUAUGCCAUGCCAAUGUUCGAUCAGUUGGAGUCAAUUUUCACAAGGAGGAUGAAGAAGCCAUGCCAAUGGUGGCUCCGGGUGAUCUUGAGGGCGGUUUUCGGAUAUGGGGUCUUCUUUUUGGCUGUUGCAAUCCCAUCUAUUGGAAGCGUGGGUGGUCUAGUUGGAGGAAUAUCAUUACCAGUCACAUUGGCUUAUCCUUGCUUCAUGUGGCUUAGGAUGAAGAAACCAAAGAAGUAUGGCAAAAUGUGGUACCUUAAUUGGGUGCUAGGAAUCACUGGUUUGAUUCUAAGUGUCUCUUUGAUGGCUGCUGGAGUCUAUGUCAUCAAAGAGAAUGAUAGUAAAUUUCAGUGGUUCAAGCCCAAGUAA
This is a messenger RNA of Dovyalis caffra, 2097 nucleotides long. NCBI's taxonomy places the organism in Eukaryota, Viridiplantae, Streptophyta, Magnoliopsida, Malpighiales, Salicaceae. The record is from the annotation of a GenBank genome assembly.